This is a messenger RNA of Nicotiana attenuata, 1108 nucleotides long. RefSeq names its product desiccation-related protein PCC13-62-like. Bases 22 to 954 code for a protein of 310 amino acids. The record is from RefSeq and is a predicted model, not a curated record. The transcript has 3 exons. NCBI's taxonomy places the organism in Eukaryota, Viridiplantae, Streptophyta, Magnoliopsida, Solanales, Solanaceae.
GAGUAUCAACACAUACGAAGAAUGGAUAUCGUUUCAGCCUUUGUCAUUUCCAUGGUUUUUAGUGAGCUUGUUUUUGUCUGUCAUUCCAAUCCAGUUUGUCAACCAAUUUAUCCUAAGUAUGAGAUCCCAGUGUACAAAGAAGACAGAGACAACGUGCAUUUUGCACAGAACUUGGAGUUCUUGGAAGCAGAAUAUUUUUCGUGGGCUUCCAAGGGAUAUGGUCUUGAUGUAAUGGCACCAUAUUUAACCAAGGGAGGACCUCCUCCUAUUGGUGCCCAAAGAGCAAAUCUUGAUGAUCUCACAUACAGGAUUAUCGAGGAAUUUGCCUACCAAGAAAUUGGUCAUCUAAGGGCAAUUGACAAAACAGUGGGCGGUAUUCCAAGACCUUUGAUGGAUCUUAGCCGUGAAAACUUUGCAAAAUUAUUUGAUGAAGCAGUUGGAUACAAACUGGAGCCCCCAUUUGAUCCCUACAGGGACAGCUUGAGCUACAUGCUAUCUUGCUAUGUUAUUCCAUAUGUUGGAAUGAAUGGCUAUGUUGGCAUGAAUCCACAGCUCAAAGGCUAUGCCGCGAAACAUCUUGUGGCAGGACUAUUGGGAGUUGAAGCAGGGCAAGAUGCAGUGAUUCGUAUGUACCUUUAUGAGAGAGCUGACGAAGUAGUAUUGCCUUAUGAAUACACUGUGGCCUACUUUACAGAUCGCAUUUCAAAUUUAAGAAACCAAUUGGGAAUGUGCGGAAUCAAAGAUGAAGGCAUUUAUGUCCCUUUAGAACUUGGAGCUGAAAAUCGAACAGAAAGUAACGUCUUAUCUGCUGACUAUUAUUCCCUCUCUUACCCAAGAACUCCGCAAGAGAUUCUCAGGAUUGUACACAGCACGGGUAGUGAGCAUAUGCCUGGUGGAUUCUAUCCCCACGGCGCUAAUGGGAGGAUUGCCAGAGAAUUGCUUCAAGAUCCAUGAAAUAUGAAAUAUCACGUGAUAUGAAUCAAUAAAUAAUGUAGAUAAUCAGAGCAUAACCCGCUAUGUAAGCCAAGCAACAAUCAACACAACUCAAAUGAAGAUCAUGGAUAAUCAAUAAAUAAAGUAGAUGAGCUUCCAUACAAUAACUCAAGGA